UUAAGAAGACUAUUCCAAGGAGAGAAGAAAAAAAAAAGAAAAAAAAGAAGAAGAAGGUCACCACUCAAAGAAAUGUCAAAAGAGCUCUUCACAUCUUCUUCUUGCAAGUCUACCGACACAAAUUGGCCCUUCAAAUUCUCUGGAACUUGGAAAAAACACUUUCUUUGAAGUGGGUUUUGCCCAAGAUUUCAUAUUCUUUUUAAAAAAUCAGUUUUUUUUCUGACUUGUUGAAUUGAUUUACUAUGGAGGCAAGUUUAGGUGAUCAUGGUGUCCAAAGUAAUUUCAGUGGAGUUCCAACUCAUGGGGGUCGUUAUAUGCAGUAUAAUGUGUAUGGUAAUCUUUUUGAAGUUUCCAAAAAGUAUGUUCCCCUUAGGCCUGUGGGUCGUGGAGCUUAUGGCAUCGUUUGUGCCGCUUUGAAUUCGGAAACACGUGAGGAAAUAGCUAUCAAGAAGAUUGGCAAUGCAUUUGAUAAUAGAAUAGAUGCAAAAAGGACUCUACGAGAGAUAAAGCUUCUUCGUCACAUGGGUCAUGACAAUGUGAUUGCCAUUAAAGAUAUUAUAAGGCCACCACAAACUGAGAAUUUCAAUGAUGUCUACAUUAUUUAUGAACUGAUGGACACUGAUCUUCAUCAGAUAAUUCGUUCCAACCAACAAUUGACUGAUGAUCACUGUCGGUAUUUCCUAUACCAAAUAUUACGAGGACUCAAAUACAUUCACUCUGCCAAUGUCCUGCAUCGUGAUCUAAAACCCAGCAAUUUGCUUCUCAAUGCAAACUGUGACCUAAAAGUUGGAGAUUUUGGGCUUGCAAGGACAACAUCUGAAACAGAUUUCAUGACAGAGUAUGUUGUAACACGGUGGUAUCGUGCACCGGAGUUGCUCCUAAAUUGUUCAGAAUACACAGCAGCAAUUGAUAUCUGGUCAGUUGGUUGCAUACUGGGUGAGAUGAUGACACGACAGCCUCUCUUUCCUGGCAGGGAUUACGUUCACCAGUUGAAACUUAUCACAGAGCUCAUAGGAUCACCUGAUGAUGCCAGUCUUGGAUUUCUCCGGAGUGAUAAUGCUCGGAGGUAUGUUAGACAGCUCCCACAGUACCCAAGGCAACAAUUUGCUGCUAAAUUCCCCAAUUCAUCUCCUGGAGCUGUUGAUUUGCUUGAAAAAAUGCUUGUCUUUGAUCCAAGCAGGCGUGUUACAGUUGAUGAAGCUCUCUGCCACCCCUACUUGGCACCUCUUCAUGAUAUCAAUGAGGAGCCUGUUUGUCCCAUGCCUUUCAGUUUUGACUUUGAGCAGCCAUCUUUUACUGAAGAAAAUAUCAAGGAGCUCAUCUGGAGGGAAUCUGUGAACUUUAAUCCAGAUCCAACUCACUGAGAGAGAUGCUGUUUUAUAAUUUCUGAUGUUUCAUAACUUUUUUAGGAUACUUAUCAAACUUCUCUGUGAUCCUCGGAAAUAGUAGAUCAAAUGCAGUGGAGGCGAGUUCAUGGUUCUGUUAGUAGCUUAUGUUAGAUUUGUCCUAUUAGUCUUUCAAGGUGAUCAGAACGUUCCAAGUACCAAUUCCUUCUUGUUACCAGAUUCUCUCUGGCUGGUGGAACUAGGAAAUCCCAAGUGAUUACAGCUUGUUAUCCUAAAAAUUUGACCUAUCUUUGCUUUCAAGUGGUUUGACAGUAGUUAUGUAUUUUUCAGUCUGGAUGCCCUAUGUGAUUGUAGAUUUGUAUUCUUAUGAACAAUCACCUAGUUUUCUUUAGUGUUUCUAAAUUCUUUCUCAGCUACAAGGUGAUAUCCAGAAGCGUGUAUUUGCUAUCUUACAUGUGCUGUUCACAAUUCCUUCCCGGUAAAUGAACUUUGAGAUUUGUCUUU
This is a messenger RNA of Solanum tuberosum (potato), 1850 nucleotides long. RefSeq names its product mitogen-activated protein kinase homolog MMK2. The record is from RefSeq and is a predicted model, not a curated record. The coding region runs from base 243 to 1364 and encodes 373 amino acids. NCBI's taxonomy places the organism in Eukaryota, Viridiplantae, Streptophyta, Magnoliopsida, Solanales, Solanaceae. The transcript has 6 exons. Gene Ontology annotation, molecular function: MAP kinase activity; ATP binding. Gene Ontology annotation, biological process: protein phosphorylation.